AUGGAUACUUCUACAGCAUCAUCAAAUGGUGUUAGCCCUGCGACCACGUUGCAACUCCAUAGCAUCCCGGAGAAUCCAAUCGUGGCGGCUAUGGAGUUGCCUUUCCCUUCAUUCGUGUGCCUGAAACGCCACUGCCUUGGGAACUCUGCUCCUGGAGAGUUCUUCUUGGCUUCUUGUCCUUCCAUUGUCCUUCAUGCGACUUGUUCGUUCUUCAGGAAGCCGGCGAAAUUCUCUCCAGACUUUGAGCUCUCCAUCUCGGAAGUCGCGGCUCUCGACAUAUGCCAGAAGAGGGCGAUGUUUAAACGUAUGGAGGAGGAAGAACGGCAAGAACUCAAGAGGAGAUGCGGAGGCUCGUGGAAGCUGCUUCUAAAGUUCUUGCUAGCUGGUGAGUUAAGUUCCAGGAGGGAGAAAUCACAGGCUCUUGCUGGUCCUGGUCAUAGCAUCGCCGUGACAUCAAAGGGACUUGUCUACUCUUUCGGAUCCAACGGUUCAGGACAACUCGGACAGGGAACCACUGAGGACACUUGGCAGCCUCGACCAGUCAGAUCACUUAACGGGAUCAGGAUCAUUCAGGCGGCUAUUGGCGCUGAUAGAACGAUGUUAAUCAGUGACGCUGGUGAAGUUUACGCCUUUGGGAAAGAUUGUUAUAGCGAGGCCGGUUUAAAGGUUCAAGAAACUAAGGUUAUCACGACUCCGCAGCGUGUCAAGUCAUUGACUGAAAUCUUUGUGGUGCAAGCCGCGAUAGGGAACUACUUCACGGCGGUCUUGUCGAGAGAAGGCAGGGUCUAUACAUUGUCAUGGGGAAAAGAUGAAAGACUCUGUCACGGAACAGACGUUAACUGUAUGUUGCCUCAUCCUCUGUUAGGAGCCUUGGAGAACGUCCCUGUCGUUCAAAUUGCAGCUGGCUUUUGCUAUCUCCUUGCUUUAGCAUAUCAACCCAAUGGCAUGUCGGUGUACUCUGUUGGAUGCGGUUUGGGUGGGAAGCUUGGGCAUGGUUGUGACACCAAUGAGAAACAGCCUCGCUUGAUUGAGACGUUUAGUCUCUUGAACAUGGAACCGGUUAUGGUCUCAGCAGGGCUAUGGCAUGCUGCUGUAGUUGGGAGAGACGGGCGAGUCUGCACUUGGGGAUGGGGCCGGUAUGGCUGCUUGGGCCACGGUACCGAAGAGCCAGAGUUGGCUCCAAAGGUCGUAGAGGGGUUAAAAGAUGUUAAAGCCAUCCACGUCGCCACCGGAGAUUACGCGACCUUUGUUGUGGCUGAUGAUGGUCAGGUUUACUCAUUUGGAUGUGGCUUUUCAGCCAAUCUUGGUCAGGGCGAUGUGGAUGAGAAUACUCUGACACCGAAGCUGGUUUCGUCGUUGAAUGAUACAAAAGAGCGUAUGGUUCAUGUGAGUUUGACGAACUCUGUGUCGUCGACGAGUCAUACAUUUGCGAUGGCCGAGUCCGGGACAGUGUACGCGUUCGGGGCCGGGGACAGAGGGCAGCUCGGGGUCGAGCUGGAUGAGAACUUGACGGAACGAGCGGAACCAGCGAAAGUUGUCGGUAUUGAUCUUUCUUAAAAAGAUUUGGAAAAAAGCAUCUUUCUUAAUUUUAAUUUUAGGUUUUUUCAUUCGCCAUUGUUCUUGACUAAUGUUUAAAGUAAGUAAGUGGGUUUGUACAUAUUAACAAGAAGGUAAUGACAUUUUUAAAGAUGGUUAUGGUUUUAUUUUGUUAGUUCAACGGAAGAAGGAAGGAACAAUAACUGUUUCUCUGGGAUAUUCUGCU
Thlaspi arvense is the source of this 1762-nucleotide messenger RNA. NCBI's taxonomy places the organism in Eukaryota, Viridiplantae, Streptophyta, Magnoliopsida, Brassicales, Brassicaceae. The record is from the annotation of a GenBank genome assembly.